Molecule: messenger RNA, 5733 nt
Organism: Sporothrix brasiliensis 5110
Lineage: Eukaryota; Fungi; Ascomycota; Sordariomycetes; Ophiostomatales; Ophiostomataceae
Exons: 1
Coding region: 1-5733 (1910 amino acids)
Source: RefSeq, a predicted model, not a curated record
AUGUCUUCCCAGCCGCCAACCGCCUCCUCUGUCAACCCGAGCGCGGCUACCGCCGCCGUCUCGGCCUACAACCUCUCCUCUGCCGCCGCCGCCGCCGCCCUACGCGCCCUCCCAGCCGCCCCUACCAAUGUUGGCGCCGUCCAGACCAAGCGCACCAUGCGCCGAAGCGCCUCGGUCUCAUCCGAGGGCUCGCGCCGUGCACUCAGCCCGGUUCCGAGCAUAAAACGUGCGAUGGGUAUCGGUGGUGGCAACAAGGACACAAGAGAAGCCUUAGUUAUAUCUCCAACUGGCGCGCCAACCGUCCGUCGUCGCGGCAGCUCGUCGUCGAUAAAGUCGAUGUCGUCCAUGACUGAGCGCACCUUCCGGUCGCCCAGCCCACACAAUCCACGCACGGCAGCACUCGCCGCCGCCACUCCGGCGUCGCCUAGUGGAAGCGUCAACAGCAACCGCAGCCUCUCUAUGAAUGCGGCUGGCACGGCAGCAGCUAUGGCAGCCCGGAGCCGGUCGGCGCCUGCGCCGCCGCCCAUGCCCACAAUUCCCAAGCACGUUAUCGACAACCAGGUGAAGCAGCAAAUGUCAAAGCCGCAGAAGGAGCAACAGGCAGAAAAGAAGAACCGGCGCGCCACCAGCCUUGGUCUUGUCCAGCAGCCACUGCAGCUGGCCUCGCAAAAACAACAGGGGGCGCGCGCGUCCUGGUUCGGCUCCGCGACAGUCGGCAAGAAAUCGGACAUUCGCACGUCCGACACGGCAAUGGACAUCAACGGCUACGCCCAGCCAGAACGGCCAGGUAGUCGCAGCUCCUUGCAAAACUUUUCCUAUCCCAGCCGGCAACGACUUGGCUCACCACCGCCAAGCCCGACACAUACGAGAUCUACCGCCACACCAGCAGCUGCUCCCGUGGCUCUACCCCUUGCCGGGAAGCUUCCCCGGUCGGCAUCGACAGAGAGGGGCUCCUCACAACCACAGUCAUCACAGCAAAAGACGGCCACGGGCUCUGCUCGGCGGUCGGCGUCCACAAGCCGUGUCACUGGUCGCUCCAAUCUUGGACUGUCCGACCAGACUCUUGUGUACGAUGCCAACUCACGCCGUAUGGUCCCUCGCGGUGAGCUUCUUAUGCUGGAGCAGUCCAUCCUCGAUGCAGCAGAGCGCCCGCUACAGCAACAGCGAAAGAAGAAGCAACAGCGAGGCACAGCCGCCGCUUCGCUUGCCGGCUCACACUUGUCUCAGGGCACCAUGACACAAGCGCACGGUACCGCCGCGCCUUUGAAUCGUGCUGAACUGCAACGCAUACAAGAGCCUGCGCCGCAACAGACGGUUCCGGUACAAGCCCCCCAAGCCCCCAAAUCGCCCCCGCCGGAACGCGAGCUACCUCCGAUCGCGACGACUGCCCUCGAGCCUCCUGCUGCACCGCAACCAACCGCCAGCGAAAGGGAUACCGAUGACGCGGGCGGCCAACCUCUGCCGGCGCUGUCAACCUCGGCCUCUACGCCGUCCUCAUCUGCCUCGUCGCUUACGGCUCUGGCUGCGUCCCAAGCGGCCACAAGCCCUGUGACCAUUCAGAGCAUGUCGUCACCCGAGGACGGCAGCUUUGACGGUACGCUCUUGACAGAGGAUGGGCGUCCCGUUCUCGCAAAGCGCCCUUCCAUCGUCCGUGAGGAGCCAGAUCGGGAGGAGGAGGCGGAGACACAGCACCGGACGAGCGCGCAAACAUCGCAGCCUCAACUCGCCACUGCCGCCGCUGUUCUUGCCGCUGCCGGCUCUAGCUCAGCCCGCGAUGGUCUUGACGGUGUCCCUGCCAAACUACUACCCCAUCACGACUCAAAUGCUGAAGCGCAGCAAGAGCACGCUACGGCUCAGUCGGCCGCCGCUAAGCCGGGCGAGGCGGAGCGCACCCGGUCCAACAGCCCCGUGCGCACUGCCCACUUUUCCCCCAUUGUCAGCACCAACCUGGCCGUGCGCCGCCACUCCCCGCCACCACGCUCCAUCUCGCCGCGCAAGUCUGCGCUCAAGCAUUCGAGCUCACCACGCGAUGCAUCCCCCUCCGACUCGGCUUCCGAUGCCAACAACGCUCAUCCUGGCGAUCUGCAGAUGCCCGCCCAGAACCGCAAGAAGGCCAACCGCGUGAGCUUUGACGAUAAAGCCGUCGUUGUCACCCAGUCGCCGAUGCCGCCCUCACCACCCGUCUCGCCGGCUCUGUCGUCCCUGCCGGGUGCAGCGGAAGCACCUCCUAAUAGCAAUGCCGCCCACCAGCCGCCUUCGCGCAGCCGGUCUUGGUUUGGAAACAUUGGCAGGAACAAGAAGAAGUUGGACCAUGCGGCCAAUGGCGACGAUGUAGUCAUGAAGCCCCGCCCCGCCCUACCGUCCUUUGGCAGUGUUCGUGAUAAGCCGCAACCAUCCCAGUACCAAGAGGAGCGCGCCCUGGUGCGCCCAAUCAACGACAACCAGUCGCCUCACCGAGCCGCGCAGACGCCGCCGCCGACCACGUCUACGGCUGCGGCUACUGCCGCGCCUCUUGAAACACACCACACCUCGAGCGACCACGCCAUUGGCUUCAUUAUUGGCGCUGGUGCCGCAGCCGCAGCCGGAGCCGCUGCGGGAGCUGCCGCCGACCGCCCGACGUCUGCGUCCACUAGCACACGCAACACCGCGAACACAUCUCGCUAUCGGGAGCCACUUCCGCCGGUUGUAACGUCCGUUGACGGGAGUGGCUAUGUAUCAGAUAGCGGUGCCAGCAGUGACGGUGACGUCGAAGACGUUGAUGAAGAGCAUUCUCCCGUCCUUCGCUUCGAUGAGGAACAGGACACCACUGUCCCAGGGAACCUGGAGGACGAACCAAUUAUUCCUCCUAGUCCUGUAGCAAACGAUGCCGAUCCAAUUGUCGUCGUUCCUUCAGUUUCGUCUCCGACCCAGAAGACAGUACCUGCUAUUUCCAUCUCCCAUCCCAGCCAAGAGAGCUUGACCGCGGUUCGGGGAACAGAGGACGACGACGGCGACGAUGAGGAGAAGAAGGAGGGGGAGAAGGAGGUUGACACCGAGGACGAGAUUGCAAAGGAGGACGAAACGGCAACGGCGGUCACACCAGGGACGGAGGCCACCCAGCCGGCUGUGAAAAACAGCCCGGCUCACGCCCCUUUUGACGUGCCAGGCAUGUUCCCUACAGACACGGACUCGGACGGAACAGCUAAGAGCUCGCCGACCAAAGCUACGUUUGCAGCCAACAACUCUCCAGUCCCGAUCCGGCAAAAUGCAUUCGAGCCCAUCACCCAGGAGGACGACCAUUCGUACUCGGCCCAGAUGCCCGCCACCGUGUUCGCCACCCACAUGCCGACGCUACACGAAGAAACGUCGCUACGCAGCGAGAAGGUAAACGACGAUGACAGCGACAGCGAAGUCUUCAGCGACGCUUACGAGGAUCUCUCGGACAUUGAAGGCGACGGGUUCCUGUCCCUCGACGCCGUUGUCGAUAGCCCCAUUGUGCCCGACAUGGUGAAGAGUCCCUUUGCUGCGUCGGCACUGGCUGGGUCGCCGUCGCGCAAGCCGGAGGUUCUGCAGCUUGGCCCGUCGCCAUUGGCGAAAGAGACCGCGCCCUCCGCUCUUACAGGCGAUUCGCCAUCUGCCGGACCUACCGACCCCACCGCGUCUUCCUCGCCGACCGCAGUUGACGCUGGUGGUGCCGCGAUUAGCAUGGCCGCCUUGACGUCGGCUGCUAUUCAUAAGCAUGGCAACAGCGACGGUUUCAUCGGCUCUGGCGACGAGGAAGAUUGGGAGAAGAUCAAGGCUUUCUGGCGCGGGCUGACCACCGAGAAACGCGCCCAGCUCGAAAAGGAAGCCCUCCAAGAUGCAGCGGAUGAGGGUGAUCUGGAGGAUGAGUCAGCCGCUGAGAAGAAACCGAGACGCAAGAAGUCCGUCGAGACGCGUCUGGCAGAAAAGAAGGCGAUCCAGGAGCUCACACCGGUCCAAAAGCCCAAGGCCGACCCGGCUCCUGCUGAGAGCCAACCCCAGAAGGCGGCUGCCACGCGUAUCCGCCGGUCUAUGCGUGACAACGCCCCCCGUGCCACGACUGCUGCUGCUUCUGCUGCUACUGCAGGCAGUGCUGCCGGUGCGGACAAGGAGCACUUCAAGUCUUCGCUGCGUCCCAACCCGCCGGCUCAGAAAGAGCGCGCUGCCUCCGCGUUCCCGCCUAAAGCGGCUGUUGGUGCAGUGACCCAACCCCGUGCGUUGGCCACUACUCUUCGCCGCCGAGGCUCAGACUCAAGCGAGAGCAGUUUUAAGCGCGUUCGAUCCGACUCCCACGGUGCGAGCAUCGGCGGUUUUGGUGCAGGUGCCGCUGCAGGCGCGGCCGGUGCUGCCGGAUUCCGCAUGUCCAUGCGCAGUGAUCCGAAGGGCGCGGCUCCCUCCAACAACGGCCUCAACAACCGCAGCAGCCGCUUCUCGCUCCGGUCCCUUUCGCCGACUGGAUCGACCACGUUGCGAGGCUCGACUGAGUCGUCUCCCCAGUUCCGACGAAGCAUGCGGGAUGGCUCUCUGGGCUCCGGGUUUACGCCUGUGGACAUGAAGCGUAUGUCUUCUCCAGGCUCCAUGGCCAGCUCUACCUUGAGAAGAGGCUCGGCCGACUCGGGCGGCGGGUUCUUCUCGUCGUUUGGCAAGAAGCGCGGCAGCAAGCUGCUUCAACGCAGUAAGAAUCAAGGCGGCGGCAGUGGCAGCAAAUCGGCGCGUAGCAGGUUCGGUGAUUCAAGUGACGACGACGAUGACAUCUUUGGUCCUACGACCACAGCCUCUUCCGGAGGCCUGGCGGCCCACCGCCGCAGCGUCAGCACGGGCGGCGCAUACACCUUCCGCAGCCGCUUUGUUGACUCGAGUGACGAGGACGAAGCCGUUCUGGAUCGCCAUCCGGUCGGCCGGAAAGACAAGGAUCACGUUGUCCCCAAGACGCUGCGCACGGGCAGCAGCAUGCGAAGCGCCAGCGCACGACCCGCGAGUUCGUCAAUGCCCUUGAGCCCGCUGCAGCCCGAGGAGCUCGAGGAAGAGGAGGGCGAGCUGGAGGCCCGUCCCAAGACUGCUCCGAAUGGGCUUCCUUCGUACGGGUUUGAGGGCGGCACGUCGUCUUUGGCCGGCAACGCCGCCAACAACAACCUUGGCACAUCGACUCUGCGACGGUCACGGUCUGGCCGUGGCCAGAUUGCGCCUGUCUCGCCCAUGUACUCGCCGACCACGACGGGUACCGUGGGCCUCAAUACGGACUCCAAUGUGACACCCACACGUCGGUCGAGCGGCAUCAUGUCCGUGCUCCGGCGUAAGAAGAACAACGGGCCCAGCUCUCCAGGCAGCUUCACCAACGGCGGCAGCGCAAACAAGAUUCAGCGGGCCGGUUUGGUGGACAGUGCAGCCCGCCGCGACACACAGCUCGAGCGUAGCACGGCCGAGCUCGCCGCCGUGCGCAGCAACAGCAUCGGCAGCCAGAACCGGCGAAUCCUCAAUGGCGGCGCGUCUGGUGGCAGCACGCCGCGCUUUGUCCCGCAAAACGACGACAGCGACGACGACGAUCUCGGUGACAGUGAGGACAGCCCCGGUGCUGCCCGGCGUGCCGGAGCUCCUGCGAGCGCGUCCCGGUCGGACAGCUGGCCCUUCCCCGGGCCCAACGGCCACGAUGUCGACAUCAGCGCCAUAGACUUUAGCGAAAAGAGAAAGAAGAAGUUCUCGUCGUUGCGGCGCAUGUUUCGGCUAGACGACUAG